Messenger RNA from Hippopotamus amphibius kiboko, 624 nucleotides. RefSeq names its product CMRF35-like molecule 3. Bases 1 to 624 code for a protein of 207 amino acids. The transcript has 3 exons. NCBI's taxonomy places the organism in Eukaryota, Metazoa, Chordata, Mammalia, Artiodactyla, Hippopotamidae. The record is from RefSeq and is a predicted model, not a curated record. Gene Ontology annotation, molecular function: transmembrane signaling receptor activity. Gene Ontology annotation, cellular component: plasma membrane.
AUGGAUUUGUGUUUUCCAGGCUCAUUUGCCAUCACGGGCCCAAGAGAAAAGCGAGGCGUGGUGGGGAACUCAUUGACUGUGCAGUGUCGAUACGACCCUGGGUGGGAGACGUAUGUGAAGUGGUGGUGCCGAGGAGCUGCCUGGAGCAGCUGCAAGAUUCUUGUUGAAACCACUGGAUCAGAGAAGGAGGUGAAGAAGGACCGUGUGUCCAUCAGGGACACCUGGAAAAAUCACUCAUUCACUGUGACCACGAAGGAGCUCAGCCUAAGCGAUGCAGACACAUACUGGUGUGGGAUUGAGAGAGUCGGAAGUGACCUGGCGACCCAAGUUAAAGUGACCGUUGACCCAGUGCCUGUCAGCCCUUCUGAAGCACCUGUCAACCCGUCCGCAGAGCCUGUCAACCCUUCUGCAGAGCCCGUCAACCCAUCCUCAGAGCCUGUCAACCUGGAAGGGACCAGUGGCUGCUCGGAUGUGACCAGCUCCUGCUCCAACAGCAGGUCCCUGCUCGGCAGCAUCCCUUUCCUGCUCCUGGUCUUCCUGGAGGUGCCCCUGCUGCUGGGGAUGCUCAGUGCUGUCCUCUGGGUCAACAGGCCCCUGAGGAGCUCUGGGGGGGAAGGGCCCUGA